This is a messenger RNA of Talaromyces stipitatus ATCC 10500, 468 nucleotides long. RefSeq lists its product as uncharacterized. Bases 1 to 468 code for a protein of 155 amino acids. The transcript is spliced from 2 exons. The record is from RefSeq and is a predicted model, not a curated record. Lineage: Eukaryota; Fungi; Ascomycota; Eurotiomycetes; Eurotiales; Trichocomaceae.
AUGGCGAACCAUACACCCUCCAAAGAUAAUGCUUCAUUGCUUCCUGCCUGGGUCAAUCCGGAUCUAGAUCGCUUGAUGGUGGUGAAACAUGCUGACGGCGAUUUUCGAUCAUGGUCGGAAUCACUUGUCGACCUUCCCGCGGGGGCGCUAUUCGCUCGCAUUACUGGAGUGACAACCAUUUCUCCGCCGAAUUAUUUGUCCGUACAGGCUGGACCUGAUCUGCAUCUCGAACUAAACUCGGAUCUUCAAUAUAUCAACCAUUCGUGUGAACCAACACUGGAAUGGGACAUGUCGUGCAUGGAGAUACGGCCUUUCGAUUGCUGGUGCGGUGCAGGAGAGGGGAAGUGUUUAGGUCGUAUUGAGGGUGCCGCCAAACUCGGCACAGAGAAAUCGAAAAAUUGGUGGCUUAAUGAAUACAUAAGGGAGAUGUUGGAGGAGCAAGAGAAGGCAAACCCAAGGGAAGACUGA